Messenger RNA from Aspergillus novofumigatus IBT 16806, 1065 nucleotides. RefSeq lists its product as uncharacterized. The record is from RefSeq and is a predicted model, not a curated record. Lineage: Eukaryota; Fungi; Ascomycota; Eurotiomycetes; Eurotiales; Aspergillaceae. Gene Ontology annotation, biological process: intracellular monoatomic cation homeostasis. Bases 157 to 1065 code for a protein of 302 amino acids. The transcript has 3 exons. Gene Ontology annotation, cellular component: mitochondrial inner membrane.
GUGCCUGGACGAUAUGCGGCUGCCUGAGGCACCUAAUUAUUUUCCAUGUGUCAACAUUCGGACCGACACCGUCAGCAGCAUCUCAAACACGCCAACGCUUCGCCACUUUCUUGCCUCAAUCUUGCCAAUAUGUCUCUGGUCUGAGGUGCUUUGACCAUGCCAUCGACCUUUUCGACUCACACAGCCCUGCGUAUGCGGGGCAAUUGCCCAGCCAUCACCUCCAUGGCAUCAUCCCUGGUCCAGCACCAGCACCUCCGCUAUCAACCUGCCGCCAUUCGCAAUUGCUAUAGCCUUUUGACUCGCGGCUAUGCCAGCCCGUCAUCAUCCCCGAAAUCACAUACACGAUCCCCAUCGUCUUCCCAGCCGGGGUCCCCCAUUGUCCCGUCCAGCUCCUCAACCGCGACCACUUCUCUCGCCAACGAUGUCAACCCUCCGCCGAGCACCCGGCCCGCAGACCUCAACCUCCCAGAGCCUGUGUCCGCGUCGGCCGGACCGGCCGACAAGCUGAAACGCUACGUUGCGCUGGGCCGCGCCUACCUGUCCUUCUACAAGACGGGCCUCAAAAACGUCUACCACAACUACCGCGCCUCGCUCCCCCUCCGCCGUUCUCUAGCCGUGCACUCCCAAAACCUCAGCCGCGCCAACUUCCAGCUCGUCCGGCGCGCCGCCUACGACGUCCGCCGCAUGAUUCCCUUCACCCUCAUCCUGAUCGUCUGCGGCGAGCUGACCCCUCUCGCCGUCCUGGCCCUGGGCAGCGCCGUCACCCCAUUCACAUGCCGCGUCCCGCAGCAGAUCAAGAAGGCCCGGCUGCAGCGCGCGGACCGGAAACGCGCCGCCCUCGCCGCCCACCAGGCGCAGGCGCGAGGCUCCGUUACAGGCCCCGCGGCCGGCUCCGACGCCGAGCGCGAGCUGCUGGCCCGCGAGUUUGCACACGCCGGUUGGGUCGAGAGGGCCUCGGCGCAGGAGAUUCUGCAGGCGUGUGCGGCGUUGGGGCUCGUGCGCACGCAUACCCGGCCCCGGCGCUGGUGUCCUGGUUGUAUCGGCCGCGGCUGCGGCGAUAUCUAG